AUCGGCCCAUGAUGUCAGUCCAGCCCAGAGAAGGAGGCCCAUUAGACAAACCGAAUCUUCUUCACAUCAACCGCAAAAGCACGGUUGUUCCUUUCCUAAUCUCAACGGCUUACAAAUUUAAAUUUGAAAUUCGAAAUUGUGAGCGUAUUUUUUUCUUGACCUUUCUCUCUUUAAGCCAUCACGACAAGCCACGGUGGGGCAGGCAUCAGGUAGCCGUUCAAAAACUUUCCCUUCCUUCAUCACCACCGUCCAUUCUAUUUCGGUUGGAAAUUAUAAAUCCCUCUCUUAAUCCUCCACGUGUCGUCAUUAACGCUUCACAAACAAGCGCUUAUUCACACCAAAUCAGAUAUUUACACGUGUCGUUCAUACAGCGCGAGUAAAUUACUAAAUCAUUUUUGACAGUUUCCAUACUUUCCCGCCUAAUUCUUUUUUUUUUUCUUUUCUUUCUUUUUUUAUAAUAUUGAAAAUUUGAGUAUAAAAUCCCCCAUUGGAAGAGCUCCACUGAGCGCAACAAAUUUGUCAAUAAAAAUUGUCGUUUUCAAUCGGAGCGGGGGAGAGAGCCAUGGAAGAAUCCAUCAAGGACCAGCAAUCUACUCCAUUUCCUGGUAACUCAGCGAGACCCAAGCUUCAGCGCUAUGCUUUACGUUCGGGGACUAAAUCUAAAGACGAGAAGCUUCCUGCUCCUGCUCCUGAAUUGUCGAAUCCUCCUUCUUCUGCCUCAAAGAGGGGAAGAUCUGUGUCUAGUGUGAGCAAGAGUGUUGGAGUCCUUGACCUAUCUGCCAAGGACAAGUCCGCUAAACCACCAAGAAGGCUGUCUAUACCAACAAAAAAUGUAAGCCCAGCUCGAAAAUUAGUUGGCAACAUCACACCAAUAUCAGAGGUCCGGAGAACUGCUAGGAGCCAGGGGAAAAGUGACACACCUGUUUCUGACUUUUCACGGUCAAGCAAGAAAACAUUCCACCUUUUGUCUUCUACAUCAUAUUGGCUAUCGCAGAUCAAGCUCUCUGAAGCUGCUUCUAAGCAUUCAGUGUCGCUUGGAUUCUUUAAACUUGCAUUGGAGGCAGGGUGCAAGCCUCUUCAUCGGAUGCGUGAUGAACUCAAAUCCUAUAUUAAUCGUUGCAACCUUGAUGAAAGUGAACAAACGGUGAAAGAUUUGCUAGAAAACUACAAUUCCGCACAAGAAACAGAGCAACUACAGGUCUCUGAAUCCAUUACCCAGGGACCUGAAGUGGGAACAAGGUCUUCAGAUGAUGAAGUUCAUAGCUCUUCAUCCUCAGUAGAGCCUAGGAAGCUUAAACCAAAAUCCUUAAACGCCGAUGUCGCCAAAACUACCCCAGUCACUGAGGUCAAUCAGAGAAAUCUCACUACAACACCAAGAAAUAGAGGAACUUGGAACAAAAAUGCAGCCCCAAAUUCAACUUCAGAGACGACGAAAAAAUCUUUGAAGAAACCCCAUAAGCCAAACAAGCAAGAACCCAUUCAAGGAAGGGAAAAAACCAAGAAACAAGCAAAGAAACAGCCCAGCGAGAAGGCUCCAGCUAGCAGGAGUCCUGAAGAAGAUUCUGUGCAAUCAAACAAAGAAAAUUUGGAGGCUCCCCAAAUUGAAGUGAUUUCAACAGAACAGUUAGUGAUGUGAAGAUAACUGAUGGGAAUUUUAUUGUUUUGUUCCUGUUUUGGUUAUUGUAAUAUUUGUGUGGGGUUUUGAAGUGGGUGAUUUCUUUCGAGUACAGGAGUGAGUUUAAGUGAUGGAUUGAAAGUGUCAACCUGUGGUGUGUGCUUUCUUCUUUGUCAUAAAACAUAAUAGUUUGUAAGUCAGUUCCUCUGUUGCUAAAUACAUUAUACAGUGAGGUAUUACUAUCAAUUGUAUUGAAAUUUAUGAUAGUUGAUUCAUUGUUUUUCAAAGUGUUUCAGCUUUGAAUUUAUAAAUCAACUUUCUCUUAUACA
Messenger RNA from Cucumis melo (muskmelon), 1944 nucleotides. RefSeq lists its product as uncharacterized. NCBI's taxonomy places the organism in Eukaryota, Viridiplantae, Streptophyta, Magnoliopsida, Cucurbitales, Cucurbitaceae. The transcript is spliced from 6 exons. The coding region runs from base 563 to 1636 and encodes 357 amino acids. The record is from RefSeq and is a predicted model, not a curated record.